UUUUCCUUAACAUGUGUUCUGCGAGUGGCAGGUUUAGGUGCUAUGUCUACUACUAUUGUAAAAUAUUUAAAAUAGCAAAUAGAACUGUACUCUUUAUUAAAAAUUAAAUGACAAUGCUUGUCGGUCACAAUAUACUGUGUGUUGUAAACCGCAAACACAUGCUUUAAGGGAGACAACUCUCUUUUCCUUAGUCGACUGGGAAAUUUGACGUUUGGCGAGGUUUGCAGAGGUGUUAUAUUUCUCUGCAAUGCUAAGCGAAGAGGAUAAUAUUACAGAGGUGCCGCCUCUCCCACCUCGCGUUGACAGCGUCACAAGGAAUGUGUCUUCACCCCCUGUCGUAAAUGCAGACGUCGGUUUCAAGCAGUACAAGCAAACACACGCGAUGUAUGCCGCAGCAGCCGCCGGCGCUGGUGUCGGACGCCCCCCAGGACCAGGAAGGGCGGGGUGUCCAUUCAAGCCAAGAUCCAUAGCCAGGACGUCUCCCGACCGAUUCUAUGAGUCUCACUCGGGUUCUGCCUACAUUUCACACCUUCUCACACAUGGCUCCGUGGACGACGGAUUCCACCGCAAGAACAUCGUCCUCUCACAGCGACUGCCCCGCUGGAUCUGGUUCCUCAUCGCCCGCUCCCUUGGAAUCAAACUCUCAUCGUCGCGCAACGACCGGCCAAUCUUCGCCACCAUCCUCCACUUCAUCACCGUCACCACAGCGCUGGCCUUCGGCGUGUCCGGAUUCUGGUUCAAGGUCUACGACAUCAAGAGCGAGUUCUCCAGGACGACCGUCCUCAUUGGCUGCGUCUCCAUUCUCAUAGGGUUUGCAUGGAUGCUGUUCGGGAUCUAUGCUCACAGACUUGCCGGGACGCUGUUCAGCAACAAGAACUUUGCGGAGGCCGUGCGGAUGCACUCGAAGACGUUUAUGAAGGUCAGCAUCGCCCUGAUCCUGAUGGUGCUGAGCUUCCUCGUGGUUGCCAUCAACUUGUUCGGUAGUUUCAAUCUUAUGUACGAUGCGUCCUGCACCAAUAUCCAGCUGUCGCCUGUGGUGUGUCACAUGAUGUACAUCUCGCGGGCCGUGUAUGCCUUCUUCUGCGUUCUCUGGAAUCUCCUGGUAGUAUUCAUUCUUCUUUCCGUCUGCAGAACGCAUACCAUUGGUAUUCGGCGGUUCAUGAGAGAGUUGGCGGUGGAUGCCCAGAUGUUUGAGAAGUACUGGAUGGAAAACCUGCUCAGUGUUGACUCCACCCCUCAAACUGAACACAGCCAGCCCACCUCUGAUGACUGGUACAUAUGGGAUGACAAAGUCAAUGACAGUGAGGAAAACGACGAAGUGACAUCGCAGAACGUAUUUCUCGAAUCCGUCUCGGACAGAACAGAUCUACAAACACCGUCGGACGUUCUGUCAUCACAGAGACCAGCGGAGAGAGUUUCUCCGGAGAAGUCGCAUCGAGCGAAAGAUUCAUCAGGUGACGCAGAUCAAGAAGACGAUGAAGAGAAGUUGAAGCAGUCAGGGGAGAUGGCAGGUGAUGAGGAACCAGGUGCUGAUGAUGACAAACGCCAAGAAUCAUGGGAUGGAUCGCUGAUUCUGACCAAUGAUGAGCUCUUAUUUUCAUACUGGAAAAUAUAUUCUCGCCUGUCCAUCACGUCGCGUCACCUCCAGCGCUGGCUGUUCAGCCUGAUUGCCUUUAUCCUCAUCUGGUGCGCGGAUUACAUCAUCUACUGGACGAGUCACGGUGCAACGCUCAUGGGCAUCCUCGAGUUCAUUGUCCCGCUCGUUAUCCUGUUGAUCAUCAGCUCCGCCUACGCAGAGGUCAAUGCCGAAGGUCAAAGGAUGCUCAAGUUUUAUUCCAGUGUAUUUGCCCCAUGGAAGAGAGACUGUCCGUUCUGUUCUUCUUAAAUCAGCAGCCUCUUCAGAUGCAGGUCUACGGAUUCGCAAUCAGCUACAACGCCAUCACAACGGUAAUCCUGGCCUUCUCGGUGGCCUUCGCAUCUCGAAUUGUACUCGAUGAAGUGCUUAACUGAAAAACAACAACAGCCAUCGAGGAAUAUUCAGAGAAAUAAAAGAACAGAAAUGGCAGAUCAAAAUAACGAUCAUACUUUCCAAGUCAAAAUUGUUUUCACAUUCCAGUUAUCGAAUCAAACAAGAUGUAUUUACUAUGUAUUUGUUAACUGCAGGUGAAAUGAAUACGGUUUUCUAUUUUUAUGGAAAUUGUUUCUGCCCUGUACCACAUAUAACAUGCAGACCUGACAACUGUUUUGAGAUAAUCUGCUACAUCCACUUGAUGUUGGUUAAGCUGCUGCUCAUACAAAUAUUGAACUAAAUGUCUUUUUUUACUGUUAAUUUAAACAUAAUCUGCGAUAUUCAGUGGAUGUUUGUUAAGCUGCUGCUCAUACAAAUAUUGAUCUAAAUGUCUUUUUUUUACUGUUAAUUUAAACAUAAUCUGCGAUAUUCAGUUGAUGUUUGUUAAGCUGCUGCUCAUACAAAUAUUGAUCUAAAUGUCUUUUUUUUACUGUUAAUUUAAACAUAAUCUGCGAUAUUCAGUUGAUGUUUGUUAAGCUGCUGCUCAUACAAAUAUUGAACUAAAUGUCUUUUUUUACUAUUAAUUUAAACAUAAUCUGCGAUAUUCAGUUGAUGUUUGUUAAGCUGCUGCUCAUACAAAUAUUGAACUAAAUAUUUAGUUUUACUGUUAAUUUCAGCAGAAUCUGCGAUAUUCAGUUGAUGUUUGUUUAGCUGCUGCUGGAACAAAUAUUGCACUAAAUGUGUUUUUUGGGUUUUUUUACUGUGGUUUCCAGGGUAAUCUGCAAUAUUCAUUUAAUAUUUAUUACGCUGCUACAAAAAUGCUCUAAAUGUGGUUGUUUUUUACUGCUGUUUUCAGAGUAAUCUGCUGUAUUCAGUUGAUACUUGUACAAAAAUUGCAAUGUUCAGUAUAAAAAGUAUAAUACUC
Messenger RNA from Gigantopelta aegis, 2933 nucleotides. RefSeq lists its product as uncharacterized. Lineage: Eukaryota; Metazoa; Mollusca; Gastropoda; Neomphalida; Peltospiridae. Bases 248 to 1885 code for a protein of 545 amino acids. The record is from RefSeq and is a predicted model, not a curated record. The transcript has 8 exons.